This is a messenger RNA of Penicillium alfredii, 942 nucleotides long. RefSeq names its product putative MYB family conidiophore development protein FlbD (gene flbD). The record is from RefSeq and is a predicted model, not a curated record. Bases 1 to 942 code for a protein of 313 amino acids. Gene Ontology annotation, molecular function: DNA-binding transcription factor activity, RNA polymerase II-specific; RNA polymerase II cis-regulatory region sequence-specific DNA binding. Gene Ontology annotation, biological process: positive regulation of transcription by RNA polymerase II; mitotic cell cycle. Gene Ontology annotation, cellular component: nucleus. Lineage: Eukaryota; Fungi; Ascomycota; Eurotiomycetes; Eurotiales; Aspergillaceae. The transcript has a single exon.
AUGGCUCCCGCUCAACGUCGUGGACCCUGGGUUCCAGAAGAGGACCAGCUGCUCCUCCAACUCGUCCGGGAGCAAGGCCCCAACAACUGGGUGCGCAUCUCCCAGCACAUGCACUACCGCUCGCCCAAGCAAUGCCGCGAGCGUUUCCACCAAAACCUCAAGCCCUCGCUGAACCGCGAGCCCAUCUCCGCCGACGAGGGGCUGAUGAUCGAGCGCAUGGUGACCGACAUGGGGAAGCGCUGGGCCGAGAUUGCCCGCCGCCUGGGGAACCGCAGUGACAACGCCGUCAAGAACUGGUGGAAUGGCAGCAUGAACCGCAAGCGCCGCGGCCUGUCGACCCCGACAGCCUCGCGCACCUACAAUGGCCGCAUCGAGGCUCCCUACCAACGGGCCUCACUGCUGAGUCCGACCCGUCCUCGCUACUCCGUGCCAACCACCCACCCCUGGGCCGAUGUCGACUCAACCACGCCUGACCACUACCCAGCACCAUCGCGCCGCGAGUCGCACUCGACCGCCCCCCGCCAACUCUCCCCGAUAUACACUCUCCCCUCGAUCAACCGCCCGAUCGAAACCCCUCUGACCUCGCCCGCCUUCUCCGAGGUGUCCAAUGCUGCCUCGAUUGAGGCCCCGUCCAUGGUGUCGGAUCACAACUCGGUGUCCUCGUCUUCGCCCCGCACGCUGGCCUCGCCGCAGCUGCCACUCCCCGUGGACAUGCGGCCACACUAUGAAAUCCGUCGGCCCAGCGUCGUCGACGACUCGCCCAACUACCCCGCAAAAUCCCUCGAGUCGCUCUCUGAGUAUGCCUCGAAACGAUGGUUGGAGCACCAGCCGACGCUGGCUUCGUGGCACCAGCCGGUCCCUUCGUUACCCAAGCCGUGGCAGUCUGCCCGGCCUGAGCCUGUUCGAGACACCCGAAUGGGAGUCAACAAUCUGCUCAACUAA